AUGAAAUUUUCAACAGUGACACCAGUUUUAGUUCUUGCUGCUUUGUCACAAACCGCUGCCGCUGCCGGUGAGAGUGCUGCUGCCUCUGGAGCUGCCGGAGGUGCCUCCCAAGUCACCUCUGCUGCUGGCGGAGCUGCCAGUGGAGCAGUUGGUGGAGCCAGCGGAGUGGCUUCGUCGGGCGCAGCCGGUGCUUCAGGAGCUGCUGGCGGCGUCUCAGGAGCUUCCGGUGCAGGAGGCGCCUCGGGUGCUGGUAGUGCCUCCGGUGGUGCAGGUGGCGCCUCGGGCGGUGCAGGCUCCAAUGGAGCCGGAGGAGUUAGCACAGCCUCGGACGGUGGAGCAUCUGGCUCCCAGUCUGAAGGGGCCUCCUCCUCGGGAUCGAGCUCUAGCGGAGGAUCUGGAUCGGGUGCAGGAAAGCUCGAGUCUCACCCAUUCCUCCUCUCUGCAGGUCUUAUCGGGGCUUCUGCUCUUGUGGUUCUGCUCUAA
Ogataea philodendri is the source of this 483-nucleotide messenger RNA. RefSeq lists its product as uncharacterized. The record is from RefSeq and is a predicted model, not a curated record. NCBI's taxonomy places the organism in Eukaryota, Fungi, Ascomycota, Pichiomycetes, Pichiales, Pichiaceae. Bases 1 to 483 code for a protein of 160 amino acids. The transcript has a single exon.